UUAGGGAGGGUGUCUCUUUUUCCUGAGGAAAAUGCCUCAUCAUCUGGUAGCAAAAUGAACGGCUGCCUCCGACAUUCCAGCAGAAGGCCCCAAAAUCUUGGAGAGUGAAACACACACACAUACACACAUACUUUCUCACUGUCUUACUCUCUAACACACUCCCAGACACGGGGAUGGAUUUGCCAUGAGCUGACUGCCCACUUCACUCUAAGUUAACCAGUGCCAGAAUGCCCAUCUUUAAGAAGCUGCCCAGGAGGCUCAAGAAUAACCAGAGCAAUGGUGAUGUCAUCCAAAAGAGUAACCUUGCUAACGGUGAACUUAUCCUUAAAAGUAACCAUAGCAACGGGGAGCUCAUUCUGCCACCAUCCGAUCUGAAUCCGUUUGAGGGGGCUUGGGCAGGUAUAGGGUGGAAUAAUGAGGAGAAUGGAGUUUGGGAAAAUGGACAGGACUACCAAAGAUCAUCUCAGGUGAGUGAGGCGCUGGAGAAUGAGGCAAACACGGAGCAGCGUGGAGGGUCGAAGGUUAACGAAGGAUCGAAAGAAAAGAGAGGAACUCUGGGACGGAUCUGUGGCUCAUCACCACUGAAGACCCUGGGAAAGUUAGGGAAAGGACUUCGUAUCACUGGAAAAAAUGUUUGGGGUGCUGCCCCUUCGAUGCGGAGUGCCACCCUCCCGGCAACACCUUCCUCAGGAAAAAAGAGGAAGAUAAAUUAUAGACGAGCCUCAGAGGAGAUCAUGACUUUACUGAGACUGGCAGGCCGUCGUAAAGAGAGCGAGCGCAGAGAUAGUCUGCCCACAGGCGAUCUGACCAUCGAAGAUGAUGAAGACAGUCUUCGUCGUCCCUCAUUCCUACGUAUGGUCAGUCUGAGCAAGCUCAAACGUGACUCACUAACAAACAACAGUUCCCAGGGAUCCGAGCAAGAGCUGGUAGAGGAAGAGCAGCCAGUCAAACGCAGGGAGCCGCUAUCAGUGUUGGAGAUCUUGCAGUUGGUUAAUCAGAGAGACCUGCUGCUUGCCGACACGCACAUUCAAGAGCUCGAGAGGGAGUGUGAACUUGAUCCCUCCCCUUUGACACAAUCCACACCCACUUCAACCACACCCAGCACUGCAACAACUCCCUCAUUGGCCUCAUCUCCCUGGUUCCCCCUGCUGGCUGGUUCAGGCAAUGACGAGUCCGGUCCAAACAUGUGGGAUGCCGGGCUGCGUAAAGUGAAGGAUGUAGAGCUGCUUUACGAAGCCCUUCAGAACGAGAUGUGGGAUGUGGUGAGAGAGUCGCUCCGUCAACCCUGCACCGGGCCUCAGCUGGGCCUUGUGGUUCUGGUCAUACAGCAAGAGGAGCAGGCUGACAAAGUCUGGGCACUGCACCAGGAGGCCCAGGCCAACCUCCAAGCCGAAGAUGACUCGGAAGACCGCCCGAUCUCGCGUGAGAUCGCACGACCCUCCAAGCGACCCAGGAGGCUGCGUCAGGGAUGGGUGGAUGCCAUGGGAGAGGCAGCCGACUGGUGUCUUCCACAGCCAGGAGGCAUCGCCGCAGGUCAGAUGGCCAUGUAUUUGGAGCGUCUGAGGGGCAGGGUGGUGGAAGAUAUGGACGCGGCACGUCGGAACGUGGUGGCGGUGUAUCCUGAGGAGUUCGGGGUGUUUCAGGUCUACAUGCAGAGUUAUCACAGGGCUGUCGCCAAACGGCUGAAGAGCAUCACUUGUGGACCCAUUCAGAUCACUGAUAUAUACUCGUUGCUGGAUUGGAUCUACAACAUUUACAACAGGGACGUCUUGGCUACAGUUGGGGCAAUGGGCACAAUAGAUUGUGAAGCUCUAGAUCCUCUUCUACCAGAAUAUGUCAUCAAUCGGCUGGAACAGGACUGUGUCGACACUGUUUGGGAGAAGGUGACUACAGAGCUGUCUCAGGUUUUGGAGGAUGAAGAAAAGCGAUGGGCACAGACAUUGCACAUUGAAGAGUAUCAAUCUGGCCUCGCCCGUUCUAUUAUACAGAGGUUGAAAGUAGAUUUAGACAGAUCAACUGCUGUCAGUCAGCCAUUAGGAGCCAGUAUUGCUCGCUGCACCUUGAAUGGACUUGCAGAUUUCCUGCACAGUUUCCAGAGAAAAGUUGAGAUGUUUCAUAACACACAGUCAGAGUUUGGAGAUGGUGGGGAUGGUUAUGUCUCCAGGACGAUUGCGCUUGUCAACUGUGUUCCACCUUUCAGGAGUUUUGUGGAGCGCUGUCAUAUGUGUGACCCCCUCGGCAGUGAGGACUUCUCGCAGCGAGCUCAUUCCUCUCUAGAGCGAAUCGUCAACCACUCUGUGCGAGUUCUCGCUGACAUACUGUUUGAACAUAUCAGGCCAUUCUUUGAUAAGCUGGUGAAGAGGAAGUGGCUGGAGAACAAUGAGGCCUAUGAGAGCAUUGAGACAUCUAUUAAACAGCACUUUAAAAAGUUUCGCAGAAUGGACUGCCCUCCGUAUCAGACACUGGUGAAUGAGGUGCACAGGCGGGUCCUGGUUGAAUAUGUUCGUGCCAUCAUGAGGGGGCGUGUCAUUUGUACGUCACUCAAAAUGAGGAAGAGAGUGGCAUUCCGUCUGCAGGAUGAAGCCAAACAGUUGAAGGCUCUAUUUAGGGAUCUGGAGUCAACUGCUUCCUGGUUGGACAGUGUGAUUGUUCACCUGGCUGACAUCAUAGUGUUAGAAGACACACCUUCUAUUCAGAUGGAGGUUGGAGUUUUGGUGAAGGAGUUUCCAGAUAUACAGAGAAGACACAUCUCUACUGUGUUAAAUGUCCGUGGGAUGGUGCAUCAAUCGGACCGUCAGGAGAUUCUAGCAGUUGUCCGGGAUUUAGAGAACAGCGACAGCUCCAUUAAUCUGCCCAGGGAUCGUGCCCUCUUCUCGGAAAUCGCAGUGGCCAAAGACAUGCCCUGUCUGGGGUUGGUUCUGAUUCGCUGUGCUCUGACUGUGUCAUCAUGGGUCGCCAGCGCCCGACCGCAUCGUAAACACAGCAGACGGAGCCGGAACGAGAAGCAUGCGGAUGGGAGAACCCAGUCAAGGCGUACAAAGCGUUCUGACAGAUUAUAAAAUAAGGCAUAACUACAAUGCACAUCAUUCUUAAAAAAGCACAAGUAACUAUAUAGAAACAAAAAUCACAACACAUACAAAACAAAAAAUGAAUGUAUUGUUAGCACACAACAAAAACAAGUAGGAAAAGAUGUGGCAAGAAAAAGUAUGUGAACCUUUUGGAAUUUCAUGGUUUUCUGAAUAAUUUGUCAUAAAAUGUGAUCAAGGGUAUUGAUGAACAUAAUGUCUUUAAAAAUAAUGACACAAAAAUAUUCAUAUCUUUCAUGUCUUUAUUAAACACACUCGUUCAAAAUUCAAAAUGGCAGUGGAAAAAGUAAGUGAACCCUUAGAAUUAAUAACUGGUUGAUUCCUCCCUUGGCAGCAAUAACCUCAACCAUGCGCUUCCUUUAGCUGUGGAUCAGACCUGCACAUCGCUGAGUAGGAAUUUUAACCCAUUUUUCCUGGCAGAACUGCUUUAGCUCUGUCAUAUUUUUAUGUGUAUGGCCCUUUUCAAGUCAAUCCAUAGCAUCUCUAUUGGGUUGAGGUCUGAGCUCUGAAAAGGCAGAUUUUGUUUUUCUGAAGCCAUUCUGUUGUGGACUUGCUCUGGUGUUUUGGGUCGUUGUCCUGUUGCAUCACCCAACUUCUAUACAGUUUCAACUGACGUACAGAAAUUCUCACAUUAUCCUGAAGAAUUAUCUGAUAUACUUGGGAAUUCAUCUUCCCCUCAGGGAUUGCAAGCUGGCCAGGCCCUGAUGCAGCAAAGCAGGCCCAAAUCAUGAUGUUUCCUCCACCAUACUUUACAGUUGGGAUGAUGUUUUCAUGAUAAUAUGCCGUGCCCUUUCUAUGGCAGAUGUAGUACUGUGUGUUUUUCAAAAUAGUUCAGUCUUAUUUUCAUCAGUCCACAAAACCUUUAACCAACACCGCUGUGGAGUGUCAAUGUGCUUCAGGCGUGCAGCAAUGUUCUUUUAGUAAGCAGUGGCUUCCUUUGUGGUGUCCUGCCAUGGAUACACUGCUUGUUUAGUGUUUUAUGUAUUGUAGACUCAUUAGUUAGACUCAUUAACAGAGAUGUUAGCAAGUUCCAAUGAUGCCUACAAAUCUUUGGUUGUCAUUCGGGGUUGUUUCUUUACCUCAUUGACGAGUUUUCGUUAUUCUCUUGGUAUCAUUUGGACUUGGUGUCCACUUCUUGGUAGAGUAGCAACAGUCCCAAAGCGUCUCCAUUUGUACAGUGGUGAAUUUCUUUGAAAAUAACUUUGUAAACCUUUCCAGCUUUAUGUAAAGCAACAAUUCUUGAUCAUAGCUCCUCUGAAAGCUCUUUUUGGUGAGGCAUGGCUCACAUAAGCGUUUUCUUCUCGUGCAGAGCAAACUCCAAAAGUUUGAGGGUUUUUUAUUAGUCAAAGGAGCUGUAGUCCACACAUCCAAGCGUAUUAUCUUAACAAGACCUUACUUCAAUUAGCUUUUUUUGAGGUCAUUAACUCAAGGGUUCACUUACUUUUUCCACAAGCGCUAUGAGGUUUUUUGUUUGUUCUCAAUAAAGACAUGAAAGAUCAGAAUUUUUUGUGUUAUUUUUUGACACAUUAUGUUUGUCAAUACCCUUAAAGGAUUAGUC
Misgurnus anguillicaudatus (oriental weatherfish) is the source of this 4644-nucleotide messenger RNA. RefSeq names its product exocyst complex component 3-like 2a (gene exoc3l2a). Gene Ontology annotation, biological process: exocytosis; exocyst localization. The record is from RefSeq and is a predicted model, not a curated record. Lineage: Eukaryota; Metazoa; Chordata; Actinopteri; Cypriniformes; Cobitidae. Gene Ontology annotation, cellular component: exocyst. Gene Ontology annotation, molecular function: SNARE binding.